AUGACGGACACCGAGACCUUUGCCUUCAACGCUGAUAUUCAGCAGUUGAUGAGUUUGAUCAUCAACACCUUCUACAGCAACAAGGAGAUUUUCCUUCGUGAGCUGAUUUCCAACGCGUCCGAUGCGCUGGACAAGAUCCGCUAUGAGGCGAUCACGGACCCGGAGAAGCUCAAGGGCGCCGAGCGCCUCUUCAUCCGCAUCGUCCCCAACAAGCAGAACAACACGCUGACGAUUGAGGACGACGGUAUCGGCAUGACGAAGGCUGAGCUUGUCAACAACCUGGGUACGAUUGCGCGCUCGGGCACCAAGGCGUUCAUGGAGGCCCUCCAGGCUGGCGGCGACAUCUCCAUGAUUGGUCAGUUUGGUGUCGGUUUCUACUCGGCUUACCUCGUUGCGGACAAGGUGACUGUCGUCACCCGUCACAACGACGACGAGAUGUACGUCUGGGAGUCAAGCGCUGGCGGCUCCUUCACUGUCUCCAAAGCCGAGGGCAACUACGAAAACAUCGUGCGCGGCACACGCAUUAUCCUCCACAUGAAGGAAGACCAGACCGAGUACCUGGAGGAUCGGCGCCUGCGUGACCUCGUGAAGAAGCACAGCGAGUUCAUCUCCUUCCCGAUCGAGCUCGCCGUUGAGAAGAGCGUCGACAAGGAGAUCACGGAGUCCGAGGACGAGGAGAAGAAGGAGGGCGAGGAGAAGGAAGAGAAGAAGGAGGAGGGCGAAGGCGAGGAGAAGACUGAGAAGGAGGAAGGCGAGGAGGGUGAGAAGAAGAAGAAGACCAAGAAGGUCAAGGAGGUCGUUGUUGAGUACGAGCAGCUCAACAAGCAGAAGCCUCUCUGGAUGCGCAAGCCUGAGGACGUCACAUGGGAGGAGUACUGCGCGUUCUACAAGAGCUUGACGAACGACUGGGAGGACCCCAUGGCCGUCAAGCACUUCUCUGUCGAGGGUCAGCUCGAGUUCAAGGCGCUGCUUUUCCUCCCCAAGCGCGCGCCCUUCGACCUCUUUGAGACCCGCAAGAAGCGCAACAACGUCCGCCUCUACGUGCGGCGCGUCUUCAUCAUGGACGACUGCGAGGACUUGAUCCCGGAGUGGCUCAACUUUGUCCGCGGCGUCGUUGACUCUGAGGACCUGCCACUCAACAUCUCGCGUGAGUCGCUGCAGCAGAACAAAAUUCUCAAGGUCAUCAAGAAGAACUUGGUCAAGAAGUGCCUCGAGAUGUUCCAGGAGCUCGAAGAGAAGAAGGAAGACUACAACAAGUUCUACGAGCAGUUUAGCAAGAACCUCAAGCUCGGCAUCCACGAGGAUACCUCCAACAGGAACAAGAUCGCCGAGUUGCUCCGCUUCCAUACGAGCAAGAGCGGCGACGAGGUUGUCUCGCUCAAGGAAUACGUGGACCGCAUGAAGGAAAACCAGAAGGACAUCUACUAUAUCACCGGCGAGUCUCGCCAGUCGGUCGCCUCCUCCCCCUUCCUGGAAGCCUUGCGCAAGAAGGGCUACGAGGUCAUUUACAUGACCGACCCGAUCGACGAGUAUGCCGUUCAGCAGCUCAAGGAGUUCGACGGCAAGAAGCUGCGUUGCUGCACGAAGAAGGGUCUCGAGUUGGAUGACGACGAGGACGAGAAGAAGAAGUUCGAGGAGUUGAAGCCUGAGUUCGAGCCGCUGUGCAAGCUGAUGAAGGAGGUGCUCCACGACAAGGUCGAGCAAGUCGUCGUGAGCAAUCGCAUCAUCGACUCGCCCUGCGUGCUGGUCACCUCCGAGUAUGGUUGGUCCGCCAACAUGGAGCGCAUCAUGAAGGCGCAGGCUCUGCGCGACAACUCGAUGACGACCUACAUGGUCUCGAAGAAGACUAUGGAGAUCAACCCGCUGAACCCGAUCAUGGCAGAGCUGAAGAAGAAGUCCAGCGCAGACAAGUCGGACAAGACUGUCAAGGACCUCAUCUGGCUCCUCUUCGACACUGCGCUGCUCACCUCUGGCUUCUCCCUCGACGAGCCGACGCAGUUCGCGGCGCGGAUCCACCGCAUGAUCAAGCUCGGUCUCUCAAUCGACGAAGACGAUGACCUCAAGGCUGAAGACGACUUGCCGCCUCUUGAGGAAGUCGAGGGCGCCGCCGAGGAGGUCUCCAAGAUGGAGGAAGUCGACUAA
Messenger RNA from Besnoitia besnoiti, 2142 nucleotides. Its product is annotated as heat shock protein HSP90. Gene Ontology annotation, molecular function: ATP-dependent protein folding chaperone; ATP binding; ATP hydrolysis activity. Gene Ontology annotation, cellular component: protein-containing complex; perinuclear region of cytoplasm; plasma membrane. Gene Ontology annotation, biological process: protein stabilization; cellular response to heat; protein folding. The record is from RefSeq and is a predicted model, not a curated record. Bases 1 to 2142 code for a protein of 713 amino acids. NCBI's taxonomy places the organism in Eukaryota, Apicomplexa, Conoidasida, Eucoccidiorida, Sarcocystidae. The transcript is spliced from 4 exons.